AUGAGCGGACCAUAUAACCAACAACAAGUCUUGAACGGAAGUGGCUUUGGUCAAGGUGUUGGCUAUGCUAACGGAGUCAAUGUUGCCCAAGCUGGUGGACAAACUAUAACUCAAACUUCUUCGUCACAACGAGUUGCAGAGUCUCAUCAAGUCCAACAAAAUGCUGCUGGUGGUCUUACAGAACAACAACAACGUCAAGAACGAGAACUGUCUCAAGCUACCACAGGCCAACGCCAAGAACGAGAAACAUUGUCCCAAGCCACCUCAACCCAACGAUCUGUUGAAGCUCAACAAACCCGACAGGGUUCAAGUGGAUCGGGAUAUCGUCACCAUCGUCAACGCGAUCGUGACAACUCACACAGCUCAAGUGGUUCAUCUGCUGGUGCUUAUAGAGUUACUGGGGCCGAAGGUGCUGCAGCUGCCGGAGGUUCCUAUCAACAAUACUCUGCUGAAAACUCCCACGCUUACGGAGCAGCUACAGGCGGUCCAUAUGGUGUGACCAGCGCUCUUGGUGGUGCUUAUGCUGCUGGUGGUAAUCCAUGCGGAUCGGCCCCAGUCGAAGGCCCCCGACGCCCAGGUCGCCAUCAAAAACAAGUGAUUCGAUUACCCGAUCAACCUCAAGGACCAACACGACAAGUGCGCCGCCGUCUUCCAACACCAGAACCCGAUACAUUAGAACGAGUUUACAUUCAACGUGUAGCCGGUGAAGUUGUUGAAGAAAUUACUGAAAUUCCAACAACACCACCACCUAUUGUUCAGGAACGAACUGUUUGCGAACCAGCUGGACCACCCAAAGUUGUCAAACGAGUUAUUCGCGUGCCACCACGUGGUAACAAUUGUCAACAAGCAGGAGGCUUUGUUGGUAACGCGGGCCAAUCUGCCAAUUUAUUGAGUGCUAGCAGUUAUGGUAGCGUACAACAAGCUUCAGGCAGCUUUCAACAACUCGAUACCAGCUCACCUUUACCUACUGGUGCUAGUGUUUCGCUUGGUAGUGGAGCUGGUAACCACGUUGUUGGUGCUGUCGGUGGCUUUAGUCCAGCUGGUGCUAGCUUUUCAUCAGUUGGCCCAGCUUAUGGAGCCCAAGGUGCCGGUUUCUCAACUAGUGGUGCAGCUUAUGGAGCACAAGGAGCUGGUUUCUCAUCAGCUGGCCCAGCCUAUGGAGUACAAGGUGGCGGCUUCCCAGCUGGUGGUUCAGCCUAUGGAGCACAAGGUGGCGGCUUCCCAGCUGGUGGCUCAGCCUAUGGAGCACAAGGUGUUGGCUUCCAACAACAAGCCGCCAGUUUCGGCAGCAGUUACCAGCAACAAGCAGCCAGCUUCAGUGGCGCUGCUUCACAUGCAUCUUCUCCCUAUGGUGCCGGUUUUAGUUUCAUAGCUCAAGGCUUAACACCAAGUGCUGGUCUCCAACAAGCUACCUGUUUUUAUGUUUAA
Messenger RNA from Adineta ricciae, 1428 nucleotides. The record is from the annotation of a GenBank genome assembly. Lineage: Eukaryota; Metazoa; Rotifera; Eurotatoria; Adinetida; Adinetidae.